UCCUUGAUCGAUCGGUUGCUCCCGCUGCCUCUUCUGCCUCCCAUCCAAAGGAGUUACUGCCUCGGCUGAUGGAUGCCGGAAGGUGCCGCAUUGCCUGGUGUAUGUUUGUUGGCUGCUUGGCUGGUAGGCAUUACUUGGCUGUUCCUUUUUGUCUCUGAAUGCCUUUCUUCCGGCGGAUGGCUUGGAUCCCUGCGAGGCGACCAGACCUGCUCCGUCAGUGAGUGAAAAAGAUCCAGAUUUCACCCCCGGCCUCUCCCCGAUCUUUCCCGUCCCCCUUUUUCUAGAGGCGAAGGAGAGGGACGGACAGCAGCUUGCUGGUACUAGAUGAGGUCACUGUGUAAGUGGACAAGGGGGUGGAAAUCCGUACCCUGCUCCGGAGAUUAAAAAGCUUGAGGGGAGGGAGGGUAUCUGAAGAAGCAGCUAAUUGAUUAGAUACAAUAAUCCAACUUAUCCAGCUGAUCAGCACAUGCCUCUUGAACCCUACCAUGCAUUGAUUUUUAAAUGCUAUACAGGAAUGGCUCAGAGAGAGUGAGGGAGGCAGGGGGAAAAAUCACCUUUGCUGAAAGCUCGGAAUUAGAUUUUAUUUAUUGAAAUUGCAGUUGUUUAGCUAUUUCAGCAGCGGCAAGGUGAAGAUCUCUAAUUUGCAGGUAGAAGUGGGUGGAAAAUAUUAGCCUGUCCCUGUGGUGGAGGAAUUAAUUACCUCAACCCCUUCUGCACUCCAGGCAAAGUCACUGUACGGCUGUUUGGCCUUGUUCUUGCUGGCAUCAUAAUGCUGAUCUGUAUCUGCUGAUCAAGGCAUUUUAUUUUAGUGGGGUGUUGUUGUUUUUGCUCACCCGGUUGUUUAAACCACUACUGAAUGGGAAGGAGGAAGCUCCAUUCUCUCUACUUGGGCCCUGUCAGAGCCAUUAUUUCUAGCCAUCAACAGGCAAUUGCUGCAGAAGGAGAGUAAUUGGGUUCAAUUAUAUGUGAGUUAUAGUUUUGCUGCAGCUUCAAGCGGAGGACAGAUGUUGGAAGGGUGGGAUUUGGUGCUGAAAAAGGAAAGCAGAGCAACAGUAUAGUGUGUGUAUAGUUAAUUAGGAUAUGGAAAGGGUAGAUUGGGAUUGAGGCCCAUAUAUUAAUUGAAUCAUAUUAGGCAUUAGUGUUGGAGAGAUUGGCAGCAAAGAAUUACCUAACUUGUUAGAUACUAGAAAUGGAAGAGAGGGUUUCAUAAAUUAAAACAAUAGAACGGAUUUCAGGCUUCGUGGCAGUUUGGAGGUUCCACCCCUUCUUCUGUAGUAGAACCACCACUAUUGGACCAAGUGGCACAAUGACUCAUUUGCAGGCAGGUCUGUCCCCAGAGACCCUGGAGAAGGCCCGAUUGGAACUGAAUGAGAACCCAGACACUCUGCACCAGGACAUCCAAGAAGUUCGGGACAUGGUGAUUACCCGACCGGACAUUGGCUUUCUACGCACAGAUGAUGCCUUUAUUCUUCGCUUCUUGCGGGCCAGAAAGUUCCAGCAUUUUGAAGCGUUUCGCUUGUUGGCCCAAUACUUUGAAUAUCGUCAGCAGAACCUUGAUAUGUUCAAGAGCUUCAAAGCCACUGAUCCAGGCAUCAAGCAAGCACUCAAGGAUGGCUUCCCAGGAGGGUUGGCCAACCUUGAUCAUUAUGGCAGGAAGAUCCUGGUGCUGUUUGCUGCCAACUGGGACCAAAGCAGAUACACACUGGUGGAUAUUUUACGUGCCAUCCUUCUUUCAUUAGAAGCUAUGAUCGAGGACCCAGAACUUCAAGUAAAUGGAUUUGUUUUGAUUAUAGACUGGAGUAAUUUCACUUUCAAACAGGCUUCUAAGCUGACACCAAGUAUGCUUCGAUUAGCCAUAGAAGGCCUUCAGGACAGUUUCCCAGCACGAUUUGGAGGAAUUCAUUUUGUCAAUCAGCCAUGGUACAUCCAUGCCCUUUAUACUGUCAUACGCCCAUUUUUAAAGGAGAAGACAAGGAAGAGGAUAUUUCUCCAUGGAAACAACCUAAACAGUCUGCACCAAUUGAUUCAUCCUGAAAUUCUCCCUUCUGAAUUUGGAGGAAUGCUUCCACCUUAUGACAUGGGCACAUGGGCAAGAACGCUGCUCGACCAUGAGUAUGAUGAUGACAGUGAAUAUAGUGUGGACUCCUAUAACACGUCUGCAAAAGAAGUUGAAAAGGAACUCUCGCCCAAAUCCAUGAAGAGGUCUCAAUCUGUGGUAGACCCCGGAGUGCUCAAGCGCAUGGAUAAAAACGAAGAAGAAAACAUGCAGCCCUUGCUUUCGCUUGACUAGCCGUCUGAGCAUCAAAUAUGAAUUAGGGUGGAAGGUAUUGCUUUUCAGAGCCAUCCAUUGAGAAAGAAUGUACAAGUCGGAAUCCUAUUUUUCAUGUUAACGUAACAUAUUCUAAUGAGGCAGCAGGUUUUGCCAGGCAUCCUAGCUACCACUGAGCUGGAAAACAGGGUGGGGGGGGGAAAUAAACAGGAGAAAAUAUCAAUAAUAUAUUCUCUUAAGUGCCAACCUGUUUGUAAAUAGUCAUUUCCUUCUCUGUGCAUUUGUAAGUAAUGAUAGGAAUUAUAUAGUACAGGAAAAAUAAAUAAAGUGGCCAUUAAUGUGUCAGAUGAAGGCACUGUAAAAGAACAGAAUGAACUCAGACAAAAAACAGAAAAUCAGACCCUACAUAGAUGUCAUCCUUUUUAUACAAAGCCAUAUUUCAGCUGCCACACGGCUUCAUUCAUUUCUCACAGAUUCCAUUUAGCAAGAUAAGAUCCGUAGGCAUUGUAACUCAGAUUUGCUGGUUUAAAAGAUUGCCACAAACCUUGCCAGAGCUGAUCACAGGGAUUAUAAAAUAAUUCACUGUGGGGAAGGAGAAAAAGAAGAAAGAAAGAAAAGAAAUAGUUAUAGAGACAAGGAGCUAAAUACCAUUCGCUGGUAUAUUUUUGGAGAUGUCUGAUUUUCACAGUCUGGAUUUUGAGAGCUGUUUGGUUCCUGAACAUGAAAGAAGCCUCAUUUGGUUCCGUGUUGAGAACUUUAUCCUCUGCUCCUUCGACUUCGCAGAUGGAUGGAUGAUUUCUAAACUGUUCGAAACAAAAGUCUGGAUACAUAUCGAUAUAUUUUUACCAGUCUCUAUACAUAUAAAGUGUCAUUGGUAGAUAAGUAUAUUUAAUCAAGGAUUUAUAAAAACAAAAUCAUACCUAUUUGGUGUGUUUAGAGUUUAUUAUAUAUUGUAUAUUAAGGCAAUGUCAUUGUUAACUUAGUAAAAUAUUAAGUACAUCAUCCUACUUGGAGCAAAACCUAAUUGUUAGAAGAAUGGUGUGCUGCAAUGCCAUGCUAAGGCCAUCUUUUGUUUGUGAUGUAAUUGUGUAGAUGAGAUAUGUGCCAUAUUAGACUGAAAUAACAUUUUUACCUCAGAAGAUCAAACAGUACCUGAAGUGGACUGUAGUUUAGGAGUGUAUCUUCAUCUUUGAUUGUGCUGAUAUGCAUGUGUAUUUCUGCUGUACAUCAAAACAAGAAUUGCACCCUUCAACUAUCUUUCCUUCAGAAAGAUUUAAUAUUACAGUACAGUUGAACAGGAAUGACAAGAUCUCUUGUUUGCAAAAAAAAUGUUAUGAAUAAGCUUUCAAGGACUUAUUAAUCAGUUUCAAAUACUUGAGAUCCUUGACCAUGUUGGGAUUCAUUGUAAUCCUAGUUUUAAAGAUCUUUGAUUGGGAAAAAAAGCAUGAGUAUAUUGUAAGCACUCUGCUCCAUUUAGAGAUUACCUCUGCAGGUAAUAGUUGAUGGAUGGACUAUUACAUCUCAUGUUGGCUCUACCAUUGUUGUUUGAUUCAGAUGCUUAGUCUUUUCAAUAGAAACAUGUUUUCUGGCCAUUUCCCAUUACAAAUUACUGUUAAUAUAAUGUGAGGCUGUAGUACACACUAGACCAUUUUGUGUGCAGUUGAAUGCUAAGAUACGAAAGGCACAUUUGCCUUAAUUUCUCUUUACCCUGGGUACAUUUUGACAUUUGUGUUCUUCAUAUUCACAGACAUUAAUUUAAUUGUGAUAUGAUUUAAUAACAUUUUGGUGGUAUAGGGCUACAUACAAAGUUGCAGUAUAAACUUCCAUCUCUCUUGUGACCAGGAGGAUCCUUGUAGGGGUGAGCAUAAGGCUACAGUGGGAAAGUUGCACUAGGAAUGUAUACCUUCUACAUCCAAAAUGUCCUAUAUACUGUAUUAAGCAGAAAAUUCUCAGUGGAAGAAUGUUGGAAUCAGUGGAUCAGAAAUGAUCGCUACUGUAAAAAUGAUUUAGCAAGACUGAUGCUGAUCACAUCAGAGUUCAAGGCAUGUUUCCCAAACAGCACUUGCCUCUCUUAGGAUCUGCUUCAGCGUCCUUGGAAGGAUUACAUAAAGUAAGCAAAAAGUUAUGUCUCCUUCACAUUGAGCUUGACUCAUGGUGAUUAUCCAUGACUUUUUCCUGAAAAAUCACUGCUACUGCCUUCUUUUUCAUUUCUUUAUUUUUGUUUCCUAGUUUAGAUAUUUUGAGGGUCUCUCAUCCAAAUAUUAACCAGAUUUACUCUUACUUCAUUUCUGUGGUCAGCCAUGUAUUGCUAUGUGUGGUCGCUUGCUGAGGCAUUAGAGAACGUGUCAAUGCAUUCAGAAUUACUGCUAAGAAGAGAUUGAACUGGCAAUAGCAACCAGUCUACUUUCUUUAGUCAGGUACUUAUAUAAAUCAUGUUUUGAAGCAUAUUUGUCACAUUCAUACUUUACUGUUUUAGAGAAAAAGAAAAUGGCCAGUUUCUUGGCAUCUAGUUUUGGCUUUAACCUAUCUUUUUGUAUCUUUACCAUCAGAAGGAAAAACUUCACAUGCCUGUUCUUUCCCAGUGUAAUUUCAUGCCAAUAGGUCAGUUUAUAUUUGUCCUUUGAAGAUUCUUGAACUUAAAAAUCUUCUGAGCACCAACUAUAUAAGGCUUUAUAGGAGUUAAAAAAUGGAUGAUUAGACCUUGGUACAGGUAGUCCUGUACUUAUGACUGCAAUUGAGCCCAAAAUUUCUGCUGCAAAGGAAGCC
Messenger RNA from Thamnophis sirtalis, 5035 nucleotides. It is a transcript of the gene CLVS2, whose product is annotated as clavesin 2. NCBI's taxonomy places the organism in Eukaryota, Metazoa, Chordata, Lepidosauria, Squamata, Natricidae. Gene Ontology annotation, biological process: lysosome organization. The record is from RefSeq and is a predicted model, not a curated record. Gene Ontology annotation, cellular component: endosome; clathrin-coated vesicle; membrane. Gene Ontology annotation, molecular function: phosphatidylinositol bisphosphate binding.